GGCACCCCUGUACUCGCUGAGUGCCCUAGCAACGAUGAUGAGAGCGAGAGGCGUCAGCGCCGCCGCUCCAGGGCUGUGGACUCGUCGCUGCAGGGCCUCGGCUCACCCUCGCUCAGGGCCGAGGGCUGGCAGCCGCCGCUGUCCCAGUGGAGCAACGCGCAGAUCUCGGAGCACUACAGCACCUGCAUCAAGCUCUCCACAGAGAAUAAAAUCACCACCAAAAAUGCCUUUGGGCUGCACCUGAUUGAUUACAUGACCGACAUCCUGAAGCAGAAGAACUCUGAGCUCACCAACUUCCAGGUGGCAGCUGGGACUCUGGAUGCCAGUGCCAAGAUCUAUGCUGUGCGUGUGGAUUCUGUCCAUGCUGACGCCUUCAAGGUCCUGGGCCACCUGGGCAAGGAGACAGCCCCUGCCAGGGACCUAGACAGCCCUGAGAAAGGCUCCAGCUCGAGCCCCGAGGCUGCCAGGAAAGCUCAGCCAAGGAAGAAGCAAAGCUUCAAAACCAUCGAGCAGAACCUGAGCAACAUCAACGUGUCCGAGGCCAGCCGCAGGCAUGAGGUGGAUCCCAUGUUCCAGAGAGCAGCCGCUUCCUUCGAUGAGUGCAGCACUGCCGGGAUUUUCCUGACGGGGCUGCGCUCCCAGAGCUUCCAUAGCCAGCUCCUUUUCCACUCAGGAAUUGUCCCCCUGCCCUCCUCGGAGUGCCUAGCCCUGCCCAGCUCCCACCCUGUCCCUGUGGCUGGGCUUAAAGCCCUGCUGGCCCCGUGCCUGGAGAAACGCCGGAUCUGCUCCUCCCUGGCCGGAUUCCAGUUCACCAAGUGGGAUGAGGAGACCCAUAAUGGGUCGGUGUCGGCGCUCCUGGAGAAGUUUCGCAGGAGCGAGCAGGUGUUUGAUCCCAACCUGGAUCCCGACAGCGAGGACGAGCAGGGCUGGGGCCCCUCCCAGCCGGAAUUCGCGCAGGAUUCUCCAGAUGGAGACAGGAGCCCGGAACUCCAGGAGAACAGCAAGAUGCCAGAGGGAGCUCCCUUUGGUGAAGGGGACAUCGGCACACUGAGCCUGCAUGUAUCCCUGAAUCCCGGGGAAUAUUCCUACUUCAGCCCCCGCACCCUCGCCAUGUGGGCCGGCCCCGAGCACUGGCGCUUCCGGCCACGGCAGCCCCCAGCCCCAGGCUCAGAGAGGGAUUACCGGCGGAGGAUUCCCAGGAAAGUUUUUGAGUUAGAUUUCCAGGAGGACAUCGACUUCCAGGCCCAUUUCCGUAAGACCAAGGCAUCCAUAACUUUGGCCAAAUCCAUCCUGGAAAGCCAAAACCUUCGGAGCACCACACUCCCUGCAGAUUUCAACUAUGAGCCCCAGAGCCUGGGGCAGCUCUUCCUGAAACCCCUGGUCAAGCUCAGCCAGAGGUCAGAUCCAGCGGGAGCCUUGGAUACUGAGGCUGGGAUUGAGGACUACGACUACAACAACCCCAAUGACACCUCCAACUUCUGCCCUGCCCUGCAGGUCCCUGACAGUGAUGAUGACCCCGAUCCUGAUGCCAAUCCCGCAGAAUUCCUGAGCCAGCUCCCAGCUCAUCCCGAGGCUCCAGAGCUCUCCGGGAUCAAUGGGGGGAAUGUCCCGGCCUGUGGGGAGCUGGAGCUCAUCACCGAACCCCAGAAGAUUCAUAAAAUCCACAUCCAGUACGCCAGGACGGCCAAGAGGAUGGACAUGAGGCGGCUCAAGAGGAACAUGUGGGAGCUGCUGACGGAGCAGGGAACAGGAAAUGAGCAGGGGGAGGAAGCCAGGGAAGGGACGGACGCAGAAGUGGCUGGAGAGAAGGUCCUGAGUGACCUCACCAAAGAUCUGCUCCACAGGCUCCCUCCCACCAUGGCCACCAACCUGUCGGUGCCCCUGGCCUUCGUGUGCCUCCUGCACCUGGCCAACGAGAAGAAUUUGCGGCUGGAGAGCACCAAGGACCUGUCGGAUGUGCUGGUGAAACAGGGACACUGAUCUGGGAUUGCUUGAAGAAUCAUCCCCACAUCCCAAAUCCCAGCGAGAUUCCUGGAAUUCCAGACUGGAUGGACAAUGGGGGACAGCUCCAGCCCUUCAACUGCUUCCAGCCAAGAUCCAUGCAGCAGCUUUUCCCUGGUCU
Molecule: messenger RNA, 2122 nt
Organism: Cinclus cinclus
Lineage: Eukaryota; Metazoa; Chordata; Aves; Passeriformes; Cinclidae
Gene: NCAPH
Product: non-SMC condensin I complex subunit H
Exons: 17
Coding region: 253-1980 (575 amino acids)
Biological process (GO): mitotic chromosome condensation
Cellular component (GO): condensin complex
Molecular function (GO): chromatin binding
Source: RefSeq, a predicted model, not a curated record